Molecule: messenger RNA, 1346 nt
Organism: Hypoxylon trugodes
Lineage: Eukaryota; Fungi; Ascomycota; Sordariomycetes; Xylariales; Hypoxylaceae
Product: UPF0103-domain-containing protein
Exons: 2
Coding region: 238-1218 (326 amino acids)
Source: RefSeq, a predicted model, not a curated record
GUUUCAGAGGGAGAUGCGGGGCAGCGGGGUAGUUUAGGUACUACUAGCCCUACAACUGCUACUCUUACUACUUCUACUCGCCGUGGAUCAUCAGGUACACCGGAGCUGUCCGAUUUCCCUUGUUCUUAGUUUUCUCCAUAUACAUCCAUCCUAGUAGUCCUCAAGGUUCUCUCUUCUCCGGUUCGGUUCUUGAUAAAGACGCUGGAUUGCAUACGGAGGUACUUCGCGUCAAGGAAAAUGGCACUACAAGGAACCCGGGAGGCUAGCCACGCUGAUAGCUGGUACGAUGGGGAUCCCGAUGUCCUGUCUAGCCAGCUAGAUCGGUUCCUUAGUGAAGUGCCAAACACCAUCGACGAAAAUGGCCUCCCGAUUCCUGGUGCUAAGGUUGUGAUUGCGCCGCACGCAGGCUACUCCUACUCAGGGCCUUGCGCAGCAUGGGCGUAUAAGACUCUAGAUCUUAGCAAAGCGAAACGCGUCUUCGUCCUCGGUCCCUCGCACACGUAUUACCUACGCGGAUGCGCCCUAACCAAGUUCGCCAAGUACGAGACGCCGUUCGGCGACCUCACCGUCGACGAAGUAAUCGUAAAGCAACUACGCGAAACGGGUAAAUUCCAGACCAUGCCCAACCGCGGCGACGUCGAUGAGCACUCGCUCGAGAUGCAUCUACCGUAUAUCUACAAGCGAAUCACUCAAACCUUCGCUUCCGAGUCUGAGGACCCGACCAUAGUGCCUAUCCUCAUCGGCGAUAACAACGGUGCGGAAGAGAAGGAUUUCGGAAGACUGUUAGCGCCGUAUCUAAAAGACCCCGAGAAUGCGUUUGUAGUCAGCUCCGAUUUUUGCCACUGGGGCUCACGGUUUAGUUAUACGGCGUAUGCGCCCGAGGGCAAGGUCGAGGAACUACAGUCUUUGAGUCGACGAACGCCGCGGCCGACGAAUCCACCGAUUCAUGAGAGUAUUAAGCAAGUCGAUCACUUGGCUAUGGAUGCCGUUGCAUCGGGUGAUCAUGAUAAGCUUGUGGAGAACUUGAGACAUACUAAGAAUACGGUUUGUGGACGACAUCCUAUUGGCGUUACGAUGGCGGCGCUGGAGGAGUUGGCUAGGGAGAAGCCGGAGGAGGGGAAGUAUAGGUUUAAGUUUGUGCAGUAUCAGCGUAGUAGUUUGGUGGAGGAUGUUACUGAUUCGAGUGUGAGCUAUGCGUCUGCCUACGCGAUUGUUUGAAUGGGAAUGGAUGGUGAAUGGUGGUUACUUGGGAUGGGUGAUGUAAUGAUAGAUGAGCUCGCGCUCCGUCGGGUCGGUACCCAGACAUAUCAAUGCUAGAUGAGUUAUGAGAUUUACAAUUUACGUCA